AUUUUUGUGGAGCCGAUGUCCCGGCGCGGAGGGGCCUGUGGGCGGGGCGGGCAGGGCAGGGCGUCCGCAGAGCGCCGCCGGCUGGAGGAGGCGGUGUCUGCCCGGCUCAGCCACGAUCUCCUCAGGCUUUACAAAGAAGAAAUUCACACAGAUGUCACUUUUUGCAUUGAUCGACAAUUGUUCCGAGCUCACAAGGCGGUGCUUCUGGCCAGGGUACCCAACUUCUACUUUCACACUCUUGGAAAACGGUUAAAUCAUUUGGAGAACCAUGAACCUGUCCCUCUGGAAAACAUCGGACCUUCAGAAUUUAGAACAUUUUUACAGAUUGUAUAUUCAUCAGACAAGAGCGUAAAGCAGUCGGAAGAGGAAUUUCUCAAGGAGAUGCCACCGGAAACUGAAGCGGAAAGCCGGGUCCCCGCGAUACGAGGGGAGGAGCGUCUCGAAAUGGCCGAGCGGCCGCCUGCCCCUCCGGGCUCUCUCGCGGAGCCUCCCGACGGAAACGCCGGUUCCUCUUUGGCCCGAGGUGGAGUUCCGGGGAGAGCCGGCGGGACCGAAAGCCACGUGGUCCCCGAAGAUAAUUCUGAACUGGAACCUGCUUCUGAAUUAGGAGAAGAUUUACUGAGACUUUACAAGAAAUGCUACUGCCCUGAUAUUGAUAUUUGGAUUGAUGGAAAAUGUUUUCAAGCUCAUCGGGCCAUUUUAUGCGUCAGAUCUAGUUACUUUGCUGCGAUGUUGAGUGGAUGCUGGACUGAAAGCUCUCAAGAACGCAUCACGCUUCAAGGCGUGAAGCCUACGGAAAUGAAUGUCAUGAUGUACUUCAUCUAUGGAGGAACGUUAGGUUUCCCAAGCCAAGCUAAUGUAGGUCAGAUACUGAACAUGGCAGAUAUGUAUGGAUUAGAAGGAUUAAAAGAAGUAACCGUUUAUAUUCUAAGAAGAGACUACUGCAAUUUCUUCCAGAAGCCUGUUCCAGGAAGGCUGGAAUCUGUUCUAGAAUGCCUGAUUAUUGCUUAUUCAGUGGGAGUGGAAAGCCUUUAUGCUGAGUGUAUGAAGUGGAUUGUUAAACACUUUGCAAGAUGUUGGUCAGAGAGGAGCUUUGCAAGUUUACCUCCUGAGAUUCAGAAAAGUUGUCUGGAUAUGUUGAUUCAGUCUUUAAAUGAUAAGAAUGCUGCUUUUCUUUUGAUGGAAAGUGACAGACUAAUCAUCAGUCUUCCCAGAGUGAAGUGGACCGAAGCAGCAUUGGCCAUGGCGUCCAGAUUACAAGAAGAAUGUAUCAUGUUCAUUGUUGCAAACUUCUCCAAGAUCAUAAAAAGUGAAAACUUUGCCCUUCUGUUACAGUCACAAGCAAUGAGCAGUACAGCUGAUCUUUUGGAACAAGUUUUUAAAGCAAUCGAAAAAAGCAUCACCAUUGAGAACAGUUGCUCUCUCCUUAUGGCUGUGGAUAGUCUUCUCAACUCGGAAAACGCAAAGGAAAUGGGUUUUACGGGCAAGAUUCAGACUCUGCAUGAUAAGCUGUGGAUGUUCCUGGUUCAGUCUUUUUAUGCCGUUCGUCACACGGAGAGCUGGAAUCUGAUGAGACCAGAUGAUCAAAAGAAAAUACAAGCAGCUGCCUUUGACAAAGGUGAUGAUCGAAGACUUGGCAAAAAACCCAUCUUCAGUAGUUCACAGCAAAAUAGAUCCAUUUCGGAUUUUAAUGAUCUGAAAAACAGACCGUGGAGAAAAAAGGACAAGCCAAAUAGUUGGAAUCUUUCCUCCGUUGAUCAGAAGAAGAUGAAAUCUGAUGGAUUGGGAGCUUCUGGACAUGCCUCGAGUUCUAACAAAACUACGAUGAAUAAGACUACAAAAAAUGACGAUCUGAAAGGAAAAGACACUAAGAAAGUAGCUUCCAAGAUUGCAAAAGAUUUUAAAACUGGGGAAAAAGUCGUUUCGGGAAAGCCUAGAGCAGUUAUAAAGUCCAAAGUAGAAAAUAAUGAUCAUUCUAAAGCUGAAAAAUUGUUAAUCAGACAAGAUUCUGAAAAGUCGUCCGCCUCAAAUGGACAGAGGGGUUCAGUAAGUGGGAAGGAAGUAAAAAAUCAGGAAGGAAAAAGUGUGGGUGCCAGACCUAAAGUAGCUCCUGGAAAUUCAAGUUUGCAAACCAAAACAAAACCUUUGAAGAAAGCCACAGGAAAGGAAACUCCCUGUAGAGACCCAGAGGGAACUUCCAGCAAGUCAGUACAUUCAAGUUUGGAUUUAUUGACUCCCAGCGAAUGUCCCGAUGAACCAAAAGAGAAUGACUCUUUAGGGGAAGAAAAGUCGAAGGAGACGUCUCCUUGCAGGUCUUUUGAAGCCGAGCAGAAACUGAAAAAUCGCUUGGAGAAUUGCAAAAGCGCCGGAGUGGCGGUGAAAUCAAGGCCUGUUUCCAGGGCUUCCAGUGGAACUUCCAACAGGAAAAAGAUAAAUGAUCUUGAGAGUAAUGUAACAAAUAGUAUAACAAAGAAGGCCUCCGGCAAGGGGAGUAAUGAAGCAGCCCCUCCAGCAGUUUUGAAGAAAAAAGGAAACGGGAACGGUGGUCCUGCAGUUCAGCAGAGGGUGAAGAGUGCCUCGCCUAGUCUCUCUAAAACCCAAGGGUCUCCGGGUGAUUCACCAAAUUCACAGAAAUCCGGUGUAUUUCCUAAACAAAGUGAAGAAAAUGGGACACAUUCAGAUAAUCCAUCUUCAGAUAGACAGUCCACCAAGAAAAAGAUCGUUAAGCAAGCACACCCACCACUGGCUAACAACAAUUCAAAAACAACGCCUAAGAGUCAAAUUCAGUCAAAGAAAGGUGAGCUCAGGAACAACAAAGAUCAGAAACAAAAAUCAGGUCUCGGACAGCCUAUAGUAAAGUCCCAGUGUUCACCUGAAAGAAAUUCAAGGAGCGAGUCACCUGUGAUCCAGAAAAAUACACAGAGUGAUGAAUGUAAACAUUUCAGCAAGAAGCCUGAACAAGCUUUACCCGAUAGGGCCUUCGAACACGAUAUUAACAGAUGUAUCCUUUCAAAACGAAAGCCCCAGGGAUUAUCAAAUAAUUCUACAUCUGACAUCAAUGGAGAAGAAGCAGUUCCUCUACCCUUAUGUCAGGCUAACCCUCCAAAGCCAUUAAGUUAUCUGCAAAAUGGAACAUCGACAAUCCGCAACCGUGAACCAUCUCCUUUUGCAGACGGUCAGAACGUUCCUAAAUUGAACGAAUCGUCGAAGCAUGAAAUGGAGUCAAAGACUUUUCAAGACGAAAGCGAAAGAAAAUGUGCCGCCGGAAUCACGAGUAAUGACGGUACCCCCGGAUCUCCUAAUCGUUCAUCCCGGAUUGCCGAUACAAGCUCUGAAUGUGCUGAUCCGAAGCCCACGGCUUCGAAUUCAAAUGAAAAGUUCCCGAAGUGCCAACCCGACGGUGACUUAAGGAAGAGCAGCCAUUUAAACUCCCCCGAUUCAAGCCAAAUACCCCCAGGCCCUGAAAGGGACACUAAUCCGGGUCAAAGAGAUGCAGGUCUGAAACUGGACGUUAAAUUAGGAGAAGGCAGGGGUCUCGUACAAGUCGAGAGCACACGUAAAACCCGCGGAGGAGGAUCGACCGAACUGGGUAACGAAUCCACGUCGCCUGAAGACGGGAUUCUUUUGGGUCAGUCUCGUGUUUCUGCGAAAUGCGGGGCGAAAUCUAGAUCGGAAAAGAAUUCACCUAACGAUACGGAUGGUACCGAGACCCCGGAGAGCCACGGAAACCUGGAAACGCCCUUCCUAGAUCAUUGGAAUUUGAGUACGGGCAUACUGCUCCAAAGGGAGAGCCCCGAGUCCGACACCGGCAGCACCACCACGUCAUCGGACGAUAUAAAACCUAGAUCCGAAGAUUACGAUGCCGGGGGCUCUCAGGAUGACGACGGCUCCAACGAGAGGGGAAUUUCAAAAUGUAGCACUAUGUUAUGCCACGAUUUUCUUGGGAGGAGCAGCAGUGACACCAGUACCCCGGAAGAACUAAAAAUGUACGACGGUAGUUUAAGAAUCGAGGUCAAAAUGAAAAAGCAGAGCGGUUCCGAUCUCUUCCAUAUCAAUUCGACGAGCGACGACGAGAUACCUCGGAAAAAGCCGGAAAUCUGGUCGCGGCAAGGUCCGGCCGUGGGCCGUCCCAGGACCGGCGAGAGUAUCGCCCGUGGCAACCCCCAGUUCUCUCAAGAAGCGGACCAGGUUUCCUCCUCGGCCGACGAAACCGAAGACGAGAGGUCCGAAGCCGAAAAUAUUUCAGAAAAGUUUCCCUCCUCGGAUCCGGCCCCUCAGCAGUUUCACGGCAUCGUCAAUUUGGCUUUCGAAGACGCGGCUGAGAGCGAACUGCACGGUCAGGAGUUUUCUGCGACGAAAAACUUUAAGAGGUCAGUUCUGCUGUCGGUCGACGAAUGUGAAGAGCUGGGCUCAGACGAGGGAGAUGGUCCCACUCUUUUUCAGCGUCCCCUGGAGUCUCUCACUCCGGAGGUAUUUGACGGGGUGGCAAGCGACUGUCCCGCCAAGGCCCUUCCUAGGUACGGACUGGAAACGGAAGAUGGUUUUCUACAGUGCCGAAGACAAGCGAAAGAGAAAGGGGACCGAGGGCUUAAAAAUGGGUCUUCUGCCCCAAGUCCUAACUGCCCCGAACCCGUAGCCCAGAAUAAACGGGGCGCUUGGGCUCCCGAGAAAAACGGUCACAGGGAAGUCCCAGACGGGAAUGGCCACCCUGAAGGUCCAAAGGCAAAUACUAAAAUUGCCGAGGUGAGUGAAGCCCGUCAGAGCCACAGACUCUUGUUAGACGGUGAAAUAAAAUCACAAGAAAGACCUUGUCGCUUGGAGCUGCAGCAGAGAGAGCCGCAUUGUGACCCAAAGAACUGUUCUACCAGAUCGUCCGAGGCCUGUAGGAAUCAGGGACUGACUCACGGAGAUCAAGUCAGGGAGAGCCUCUCUCCAUCUCCCGAUAGCACUAAUACCCCUGCUUUGCCUGCAGGAGACAUAGAUGAUUGUGACACAUUGGCACAAGCCUGCAUGUGUGACCGGCGACCUUCAAAAACCCUGUCUCCCAUUUACGAGUUGGAUGGUGCGGAAGCUUUCGAUCAGAGAGCGGAGUCAGAAGCCCGAAUUACACACCCGGAUUUUGAAGAAGAUCACCGCUUUGCCGAGCGAGAUUGGACGCUGCUUAAGCAACUGCUUUCCGGGCAGAACUCAAACCUAAAUAUCAACAGUUCUCUUCCUGAAGAUGGAAACUUAGCACAAUAUCUAAUAAGUCCGACCCCGCUUGUCGCACGAGACAGUUCAACACCUCAGAGUAAAGCACAGGCUGACACUUUCAGCAGUCGGAGGGAACUCAUGUCUCCGCCUGACGAUCCGUCAACAAGCCUCCCGGUGACAAAUUUUUCCUCUGAAGAUUCUUAUUCUCCCCAAGGAGAAUGGACGAUUCUUGAACUGGAAACACAGCACUGAAAUGACCAAAUUUUGGAAACGGGGUGAAACUUUGUUGUCUUGUAGUCACGUAACAGUAACCUGCAUACAGGCCCUUGAGGAGAGAUGAUUUUUUGUUUUAUUUCCUUUCCAGUUUGAGGUGAAUGAGCAUGAGCAAUCAUGGAUGGAGGGGGAGGCUUCGAAGUUUAAGCGGAUGCUUUUUCUAAAAAAUUUAAGCAUGUUUUCUCGAAUUCUGAAAAAGAUCAUUUGGCUUCAGCUCUCCUUCCCCAGCCAGUCAUUUGUUCACUUGUUCCUUAUUAAGUAAAGCCAUAUGUUUUUGUUUGCUCUGCAUAAGGUAACAUGAUCUUCAACAAUAAAGGAUUCACUGUGCUUGUGUCUGUUUAA
This is a messenger RNA of Ornithorhynchus anatinus (platypus), 5808 nucleotides long. RefSeq names its product BTB domain containing 8 (gene BTBD8). The transcript has 18 exons. The record is from RefSeq and is a predicted model, not a curated record. Bases 16 to 5445 code for a protein of 1809 amino acids. Gene Ontology annotation, molecular function: protein binding. NCBI's taxonomy places the organism in Eukaryota, Metazoa, Chordata, Mammalia, Monotremata, Ornithorhynchidae.